AUGGACGCCUCCUCAGCGCCACUCGCCGACUACUUCUGGAUUGCCGGCAUAGAAGACAUAGCCUACCAUGACAAUGACCCCGAUCCACGGCCUCUGAGCUCUCUCCAGCUCAACGACACUAUCAGGGAGGAUGCCGAGCACGAGACUCCCGACAAUCCUACUCAGACCCCUACCAAGGAGUCUGCCCGCCAUUCUCGCCGGAGUUCUAUAAACCGAAUUUCCAGGAUUCCCUCCAACGAAAACAACCGAUUUUCCAUACAGACAUUGGGCGAAGAAAAUGAGGGCACCAGGAGUAAUAGAAGCAGCGCCACGAUACGGGCAGUCCCACCUAUCAAUGGCGGCAGUGGUGCGGAUGAAAGCCCUUUUAGUCCCAUAGAAUCGACCCCUGGCGAGGGGUCGUCCACGACCAAUGGUGGUGGACAGGGCAUGGGUUUCACCGGUCUGCCAGAUUUCGACUUUGACAAGGCCCUUAUGAAGUUCGCCGCAGAGCGAGAGAUCUUUUUGGACGACCUAAGUUUCACUGCCGGAGCCAAGCUGCAGGCGCGGCCCCCCAUGGUGAACAAUCCGCGGGCAGAGAGAAUCAAGGCCGAAGAGGGCGAGCUCAGUGGGAGAGUCAGCCCCUUAAAGAGCAUCAAGGGAAGCAUACGACGCAAAAUUAGUUUUAGGGACAUGAACAGCGUCAAGAGGCAGACCGCUCCUCCUCGAGCACGGCCAGCCUCUGUUCGGACCACGAAACGGUUGAGCAAUUACAAUUCAGUCAUUCCGCCUCCAGAACCUCUUAAUAUGGACCCUGACAUGCACCCCCUCAAGAGACGCUUCGAGCCCAAAUUAUUGGACAGGUAUCCCAAGGGCGCACCGGACGAGAAGACUCGGAGAGGCAAAUUCCCGGAUUAUGUACCUAUGUUCGCCUUCCCUAACGAUAUUCAAGUCGUAUCAUCCGACGAGCGCCCGCGAGCCACGUGGCACGGCUUCACGAUGACAUCGGACGACAACUCCAAGCUCUACGGAAUUACCGUGAUAGUGUGGACUGCGUUGAGCUCCGACGUUGCUGAGCAGGUCGAGAAGAAGUGCGAAUCGUGGAGGCAGAAACAUAUGUCGGAUGAGGAGAGAGAACUCGCCGCUAGCCUGGGAGCCCGCCUUGCCGCCGAGCGUGCGCAUCUUUCCCAGCUUCUCGCGAAACUUCCCACAAUCCCCUCUGGUUCUCCCGCUAGGGACGCCCUUGACGAUCAGAUCAGCACCGUGGAGGAGAAGAUCAGUCUCAUGACGGAGAUGUUAAGACCACUCAGGCAUGGAGCCGCUUCCAAGAUUGACGGUCUCACGGCAGGUGACACCGGACUAUGGACACCACGGGCUUACGGCAUUUUGGGCCGGGAUGUGACCAAGAUAACAUUUUGGAAGGAUUGGCUCCGGUCUAUCAUUGUGCCCAUGACCGACGGUGCGGUAUUGAGGGUCCCGCCGAGCUCACCCAAGGUUGGGCGUUGGCAGCCGCUCGAACAUUACGUCGUCAACCUCUGCAUCGAAGCUGUCAGCCCCAUCAGCUCCAAGACCCAAGUAGAGCUCGGUGUCAGAGAGCUUCGCCUUUACUGUCGCAAGGAGGCAGUCAACGAGCUACCGGGCUCGCGAAACAUCGACAUUUACGCGCUUUUCAGGUGCCUGUCCCUUGAGAAUAUUGUGGCAUUGUUCGAGUACGCCAUGUCCGAGUCGCGGAUCAUUUUUAUCUCAUCUUACACAGCGAUGCUGCACCUCGCAUGCCACGCCCUUGUCAACUUGCUGUAUCCCCUGAAAUGGGCUAGCGUUUUCAUUCCGGUGUUACCUGCAAGACUUCUCUCCGCGCUCGAUGCCCCAUGUCCAUACAUCGUUGGCAUCGAGAGGCGGUACGAUAACAUCGAGCUCCCGGAAGACGACUACGUUCUUGUGGAUUUGGACAGAGACACCAUCGACGCCACGUCGCAGCCCCAUCGUCUACCCCGGCAGCAUCGCAGAAAGCUCUUCUCCUUGCUGCAAAUUGCCGCGCCACACAAGUUGCGAUUUGGAGUUACUACUGGCGCCCCCCCUUACGCCAUUGAGGCUUUCCCCUAUGAUGCUUAUUCAGCAGAGAAUGACGGCGUUUUCAAUACCAGUCCUGCCCCUGCAACAAUAGGAAAAUGGGUGUCACAGAACUCAUCUACCUUCGGGGAGCCAGAUCAGCCGAACACCAUCCGGAAACCAAUCUUCAAUGCUUUCUGUCAUGCCAAGCCUGGUUCUUCAAGAUCCGACAGGCCGACGACAGCGCGAUCCGGAAAGACAAGUCCCAACUCUUCGGUCUCGCCGGUGUCGAUGACAUUCCCGCCGAUGCCGACCACGCCAACCUCACGGACUGAUUCAGGAUUCGCGGCGUCCGGUACUCUGAGGGAGAAGCGUUCUGGCCAUUUUGACACCAAAUCGCGACGUAGUUCGUCCUUUGGUAUGGAACAGCACCCUCCACUCCACAGACCCAGCAUUCCGGCUCUUAAUGGUCACUCUCAAAAUCUCUCUGUCUCAUCCACCUCUGGGGAUUCUCAGUCAUCAUACCACACUGGCUACGCGCCAUCCUCAUACGCACAAUCGACAAUCGCGGCCUCGACUGUCAUGCCCAACAUGCUUGUUCAACCUGUCGAGAACACGGAUACGACAGUAUGGGUUGAAGGCCACUGCAUGGAAUGGAAUGUUGCAGAGCGUGAUUCAGUCUGCGACAUUUGUGACGAACGGUCCGAAGGUGAUGGAUUGUUCAAAUGCAAGGGCUGUGGCAGUCUCUCUCACAAUCGCUGUCUGGGUUUCGUCUGUCUUGUCUGCCCUGUCGCCUUCCAUGCCGACCGUGUCCGCGCCGCCUUUGUUCGCUGCCUUGCUAGCUUGCUGUAUACCUAUAGGAAGUACAUGAGUCGGCCGAACAAGCAGCAAAAGGAAGCUGGCCAGCUAUAUGCCUUUGAUAUGAGUGGUUUCAUUAGGAGCUUGCCGUAUGACCAACAGGAGUAUGCAACAAUGAUGAAAGAUACGCAAGCUUUCAAUGAAUUCAUCCACGAGCGAGAGCGGCAACCCGCGAGCCAUCCUGACAACCGACUCUUUGAUGAGAUCCUGGUUGCCAAAAAGGCUCGCGGUCGACCGAUGCUCUCGGCCGGCAUAUCGCGACUGUCAACUCUCAGAGCGAGCCACGGUGUCUCUGGUGGCUUAGCGCCCUCGAGGCAACCCAAACUUACGGGAUUCAUGGCCGACACAACAGACCACAUAUGGAGAACAGCAGCUGUCCCUGUUCCCAACUCGAAAUUCCAAGGCGACUAUCGGUCAAUCAUCACGAGGAUUCCCGACAAGCUUGACCCGGCUCUACUCAAGGAGCCGCGGUCCAUCGCUGGUGCGCCGAAGCCUGAGCCGCGGGGCAAGGGGUUUUUAAGGAAAGCAAUCGGGAGUAGCAACAAGGCCUGA
Messenger RNA from Diaporthe amygdali, 3435 nucleotides. RefSeq lists its product as uncharacterized. Gene Ontology annotation, biological process: regulation of Rab protein signal transduction. NCBI's taxonomy places the organism in Eukaryota, Fungi, Ascomycota, Sordariomycetes, Diaporthales, Diaporthaceae. Gene Ontology annotation, cellular component: cytoplasmic vesicle. The transcript is spliced from 3 exons. The record is from RefSeq and is a predicted model, not a curated record. The coding region runs from base 1 to 3435 and encodes 1144 amino acids.